AAGAUAUAGUUGAGCUCUGUUUGGUUUCGCCACUUUUCAUUCUUCUGAUUCUGAUGCUCCAAAUUGAGAAUGGCGUCUUCUCUCUCUACCUGUUUUCUCUGCAUACACUCUUUGAAAUCUCCAACACUAACCACAAAACCUCAUUGCUUUGCUCGUCUUCGAGUUCGAGUUGCAACUAAAGCUUCUCUUCACAACAACAGUGACAACACUGAUUCUGAUGAAACUCCGUCCCUCCAAUCCACCUCCCCUAAACAAGUUCAUAAUUCGUUUUCUUCUCUGCUUCCUCGUUUCAGAAAUGGUUGGCUAAAAUUUGAUGAACUUGGGAUGGAUAUACUGUCCAUUGCACUUCCUGCUGCUUUGGCUUUGGCGGCUGACCCACUCGCCUCAUUGAUUGACACAGCAUUCGUUGGCCACAUAGGGGCAGUUGAACUGGCGGCAGUUGGGGUUUCAGCUUCUGUGUUUAAUCUUGUCUCAAAAGUAUUCAAUGUUCCUUUACUUAAUAUUACUACAUCCUUUGUUGCGGAGGAGCAGGCACUAAUUAGUAAGGAGGAAGGUUACAGCCGAAGUGAUGAAAGUGAUUUUUCAAGCAAGUAUCAAAGCAAGAAGCUCCUUCCUUCAGUAUCAACUUCUCUAGCACUCGCUGCAACUCUUGGAAUUGCUGAAACUGUGGCACUUUCCCUUGGCUCUGGCAUUCUUAUGAAUAUCAUGGGUAUACCCGCUGAUUCUUCCAUGCGUGGACCUGCUGAGCAUUUUCUUACAUUGAGGGCCUUUGGUGCUCUUCCAAUUGUGAUUGCAUUAGCUGCACAAGGCACUUUUCGUGGAUAUUUGGAUACAAAGACGCCCCUAUAUGCUGUUGGUGCUGGCAACUUUCUUAAUAUCAUAUUGGAUCCGAUAUUAAUAUUUCUUUUUGGUCUUGGCAUUGGUGGUGCUGCAAUUGCCACUGUGAUCUCUGAAUACUUAACAGCUUUCAUUCUUCUAUGGAAAUUAAGUGGCAAAGUUCUGCUAAUCCCUUUUGAUUUUGAUGGAAGAAAAGUUUUCAGCUAUCUGAAAUCUGGUGGUCUUCUUAUUGGCAGGACUUUGGCUGUUUUUAUAACUAUCACACUGGCAACAUCUGUGGCAGCUAAGCAGGGCCCUAUAUCUAUGGCAGGUCAUCAAAUUUGCAUGCAAGUUUGGUUGUCUGUAUCUUUGCUCACUGAUGCUCUGGCGCUUGCUGGUCAGGCACUUCUUGCCAGUAGUUACUCCAAGGGAAAUUAUGAACAAGCACGCCUCAUUAUAUAUAGAGUGCUACAGAUUGGUUUAGGAGCAGGAAUCACUUUGUCUAUGAUCUUAUUCUUUGGGUUUGGAGCAUUUUCUAGUUUAUUUACCUCAGAUUCGGAAGUUCUGGAUGUUGCUCAGUCAGGUAUAUUGUUUGUUGCUGGAACUCAACCAGUGAAUGCUUUGGCAUUUGUUAUUGAUGGAAUUUAUUAUGGGGUAUCGGACUUUGGAUAUGCAGCUUACUCUACGGUGCUAGUUGGACUAGUUUCUUCAAUUUUCCUGCUUGUGGCUGCUCCAGUACUUGGACUUCCUGGAGUCUGGGCAGGACUGUUUAUCUUCAUGACUUUGCGUGUUCUAGCUGGAGUUUGGAGGUUUAGCAGCAGAAGUGGCCAAUGGGGUAUGAUCUGGUAUGAAGAUGGAACAAGAGACUGACUAACUUGCAUUCAAAGUCAUGUAUUCAGUAUUCAGAAGUUCCAGCUUUCACUUAUCAGGAGGUUGAAAGGCCAUUUUCAGGAUGCUCAGUACAUGAUUCUCAAGAGUUCUACUAUACGGACACUAACAGGCUUUGCACCCCCUCUAAUCCCUGCAAUUGAAGAGAAUCCAGUAGCAGUGCAGGAUUAUAGUAAAUCAUUAGAAUGUCAGAGUAAUUGCUGCAAAUCAGUUGUCAAAAUCUGGCUGGUGCAAGUAGAGAGAGUUUGAAUGGCCAAAAGAAGCACUGAGAGGGAGAAAAUUAUUGAAUGACCAAGCCUGCAGCAUAGAAGCCAAGUCUUUUGGCCUUGUGGCUUUUGUUGGUAAUUUGUAUUUAUUAGGAGAUUGUGCAAAGCUUUGUCUAUGUUUGGUGUGUAGUAUGUGUUCUUCUUUUGAUGAGUCCUGGUCAUUUUCAUUAUUAGUGUGACGAAAUUACCAAACUCCUUGAAGACUGGCAAUGUUAAUUUUAAAUUAGCCAUAUAGAAAAGAAGAAAGUCUUUUGAAAUGCAAUUGCGUUGUG
Molecule: messenger RNA, 2242 nt
Organism: Gastrolobium bilobum
Lineage: Eukaryota; Viridiplantae; Streptophyta; Magnoliopsida; Fabales; Fabaceae
Product: protein DETOXIFICATION 44, chloroplastic
Exons: 13
Coding region: 70-1686 (538 amino acids)
Biological process (GO): transmembrane transport
Cellular component (GO): membrane
Molecular function (GO): antiporter activity; xenobiotic transmembrane transporter activity
Source: RefSeq, a predicted model, not a curated record